Molecule: messenger RNA, 2595 nt
Organism: Salmo salar (Atlantic salmon)
Lineage: Eukaryota; Metazoa; Chordata; Actinopteri; Salmoniformes; Salmonidae
Product: RING finger protein 122
Biological process (GO): ubiquitin-dependent protein catabolic process
Cellular component (GO): nucleus
Molecular function (GO): ubiquitin protein ligase activity
Source: RefSeq, a predicted model, not a curated record
GAACUUCAAGCUCCGUCUCAGAUGUCUACGCGCCUCCACGCGUCUCUCUCAUUGUGAAAGGGCGGGGGUGGAGAGAGGAGGCAAGAAAAAGGAAUUGUUUCCAAUCCUCGCAUUCAUCAACAUUAGCAGCAAUUGUAGCUGUAACGGUAAUGAUGUGUAUGACGAUACCAAGGCAGGACUUGUGUCCUUAGGAUAAUAACGACAGAUGUAGAACCCUCAAGCCAAAUUGUCUACAGAUGCAACCCAGCACAGAUGUGGUAAGAUACGAUACACAUCACUCAUCACUUGCAUCUGCCUGUCAACUUUUUUUUCGAAGUCUUUUUUUGUCUCACAUUUAAUGUCUCAUGGCAAGCCACUGGGCACAGACGUAAGUUCAAAGUCUAGUUUCGAUUUACAUUUGCUUGAGUUGUCAACUAACGUGAAUUGAACGUGAAAUCAACGGGAGAAAAGAAAUUCCCUUAAGUUGUUGGCGUUUUGCAAUUCUUGAAAUGACGUGGAAAUAACGUUGAUUCAUCCAGUUGUUGACCAGUGGGAAGAUUAAAAAAAAAAAAAUUAAUCGUUUGUCUGUUUGGGGUGGGACAUUGUAAAAGAGGGCCAGAGAGAGAGAGAGAGAAGAAAAAGACAGAGAGAAUAGUCCAGAUGUGAGAUGUGACGCGCUGCCGGACGAGCCAGACACGACGAUCCAGUGUUGUUGAUGAAGAAUAGAAAAUGUUCUACCAUCGAGGGAAAGUCUGCCUGCGCUAUUGAUGGGCUUUUUCAUUUCUAACGGGUGUAUGUGUGUGUCUGGUUAACCGUCAGAGGUGAAGGAUCAGAGGUCACAGCAGGUCGGAGGCUAGAGGUCAGGAGUCAUGUCUACCGUAGCAUUCCAGAACCUUCCUCUCAACAUUUAUAUGGUCAUCUUCGGGACCGGAGUCUUCGUCUUCGUGCUGAGCCUCAUCUUCUGCUGCUACUUCAUCAGUAAACUGAGGCACCAGGCCCAACGAGGGAGGUUUGGAUAUAAAGCGGUGGUGUUCAAAGGGGAUACAAAGAAACUCAAUCUACACGGGGUUAGUUCUGUCACCUGUUUAGUCUCUCUCUCUCUCGCUCUCUCUCAUCCCCUGGUUUAUUUUUCUCUCUCCCCAUUGCUCUCCCUCCCCUUCUCUCAAUCACAGCAGACAUGUGCGGUGUGCUUGGAGGACUUCAGAGUGAAAGAUGAGCUAGGAGUAUUGCCAUGCCAACAUGCCUUUCACCGGAGAUGCCUGGUGAAGUGGCUGGAGGUGCGCUGUGUGUGUCCCAUGUGUAACAAGCACAUCGCUGGGCCACCUGAACAACGCCACAGCCUGGGCACACUGCUGGAUGAACUGGUGUAGUGGGGUUGCUAUGCCGAUACAGCUGGAAAUGAGUGGUGUAGCAAGAUGCUAUGACGAUGCAGCUGGAAAGGACUGGUGUAGGAUGUUGCUAUGGUGGUACGACAGGAACAGACUGGUUUAGAGGUCCCGGAACGGACUAUACAUUGCUGAAGCAAAAUGACCUGACAAUCUGUUAUUAGGGACCAGUGACGAAACCACAUGACACCAUAACUAUAGGGAAACAUAGCUUCAGACUUCACACACUCAUGUAUUGAUAAGGAGAUGGGACACAUGGGCGGCAGGUAGCCUAGCAGUUAGAGCGUUGGGCCAGGUUGCUUGUUUGAAUCCCCGAGCUGACAAGGUGUAAAUCUGUCGACGUGCCCUUGAGAAAGGCACUUAACCCUAAUUGCUCCAGGGUCGAUAACGGCAGACCCUGGCAGUGACCCCACUCUCUGAGGGUGUCUCAGGGAGAGUUGGGAUAUGCAAAAAACAAAUGAAAUAGGACAGAUAUAAGCACCCACCAAAUUAUUACCAUUAUGGUACUGUAGUAUGUCAUGCUACACCUUAUCAUGUAGAAUCAGUAAUUUAAUGACUGACUGCUCGAGCCUAUAUAGUACGCACUCCACCAGCGUGCCCACUUUUCAACAGACUUCUUCAUGGAGAAUGGAUUCACAAAGCCACAAAAUCUGGGACUAAAACUCCGCUCUCAACCCUCAGUCACUGUCUGGAAGAGGGGCUACCUGUGAAAAGAGGACUUGAGAUAACUCAAGGGCUGUAUUGCUGAACGCCCAGAUAGAAAUAUAUGAUGUAGAACAGACAUGCCUUUCUGAAAUCUGGAGUGAGGAAUCGUGUCAGCUCUAUUCAUGGCAUAUCUAUCUGCAAUGUCCAGUAUGUUACAGCCUGGGGAUGAUGACAUACAGGUAUCAUUAUUGUGACACAUUAUUUUCCGACUAUGCCAUGUGUGUGUGCGUGUCUGUGUGUCUGUCAGGUCUGCAUCCUGCUUAUAUUAAGUGGGUGUGACAUACACUCCUGUUAUGAACUGUAGGAGGGACCAACAACUACAUUUUUUUAUCCUGACUAGUAUUUCCUUGCCAAACAAGCCUUUCCAGUUAAUUAUAUGUAAAGUGAAGGGAGAUUUGGAACCAUUCCUUUCUGUGCGGUAACGUGUACUGAAGCUCAGGCACUGCCCAAUGUUAAAGUAAACAUUCCCCAUGUGUACAAUAUCUGCUUUUGGAAAUAUGAGAAAAUACAAUGUGUCCUGCUUUGA